AUGCCGCCGGUGUGGCCCUAAAAGGACAAAAAAAAGACAAAAAAAAAAAGAAAGAAAAUGGGGGUUCUUAUACCUCUUCCUUCAUAAGAUUGCAUAAGAAAUGAAAUGCACAUACAAGGCUUAAUACAACGCCUAGUACAGAGUAGACACUUAAAUGGUACCUUCUCUGAUGAUAAGUCCUGGAUGCAUGCUGGAAGAUUUGCAUCCACAUUGCUUUUUAAAAAUUUAUUUUAAACAUUUUUAAAAUGUUUGCUUACUUAGUUUUUGUUUUAUUGAAGUGUAGUUGAUUUACAGUGUUGUGUCAGUUUCAGGUACACUCACUCACACGUACAUGUGACUCACUUACAUGUAUUCAUCUAUUCUCUUCCAGAUUCUUUUCCCUUCCAAGUUAUUACAAGAUACUGAGGGCAGUUCCCUGUGCUGUACCCAUAGGUCCCUGGUGGACUCACAUUUCUACUCUGCUGUAGGGAAUUAACUUCUCUUCUCUGUUCUCUUGAUUGUCUAACAAGGUAAGGAGCCACAUCUUGGCCUCUGGGCAGUUGGGUGAAUGAAACAGACAAUGCAGGCAGGCCUCCCCUGUCCGAGCUUAAGUGAGACACCAGUGUGACACUGCCUUCCAGAGCUCCACGUGCUCUGCAAACACUGGGACAAAGCCCUAAGUGUUUGCUGAUUGAUCCGAAUAAAGAUGUCUGAUAGAGCCUGCAAACUGGGGCACUGCUAAUAGGAAGAAGCAAGGCUGAGCAGACCUGGGGCCUGCUCAUGAGCUCUCUGAGGGCUCCCUGGAGCUCCCAGGAGGGCUGUGCCUUCACCUUACUUCACCCCUUCCCCUCUUGUCCUCUGCUGGGACAGCAGACCUGAGAGCCAGCAGCUCCCCUCACAAGCUGUAGGCUUCCUGGCAGCAACACAGAAGCAUCCUGAUUCUGACAUGAGACAGAUGCUCACUGCUCUGGAGUCGUGUCUUUGGUGGCUGGGGAACAUUCUCUCUGGUUUCAUUUUUAUUUAAUUAAAGAAUGGUUGCAGGGUUUGAGUUCCUGCCCAGGAAGCAUGGCACUUUGUCCAGCAUACCAGAGGGCUCUGACUGCUCACCCAUGGAAAGUACAGGUCUUGACCCCUGGGUCCCUGAUGGGCUGUGGCUUUGUGGGCCCUAUAGUUGGAGGCUGGUACAAGGUUUCGGACUGGCUCAUCCCUCGCGCCACCAAGGUGGAUGCACUAAAGAUGUUGCUACUGGAUCAGGGGGUGGGGGUGGGGUUUACCCCGUGUUUUCUAGGCUGUUUCCUCUCACUGGUAGGGACACUGAAUGGACUUUACCGGGACAAUUGGGCCAAACUCCAGCGGGAUUAUCCUGAUGCCUUCAUCACCAACUACUACCUCUGGCCUGCUGCGCAGUUAGCCAACUUCUGCCUGGUCCCUCUUCAUUGCAGGUUGGCUGUUGUCCAGUGCGUUGCUGUUAUCUGGAACUCCUUCCUCUCCUGGAAGGCCCAUCGGCUCUAAGCCUGCUACCUCCCUCCAUCAUUUCUGUCUUGCAGUCAUACAGCUUGACCCUGGGAGGGUCAGACCACCUCCUUAAAGUGGGUGCAUCGGUUUUCACAGGGUUUGGUGGCUGGGCAGAACUUAAUGGAGGUAGUGCUCUGAAGUGGCCCAUUUCACUCUCAAAUGUAACCUGACUCCUGUGAAAUCACAAAACCUUUGUAAUGGUUUUAUAUCCACUGCAUAGUAGGCAGUCCAUAAAUAUUUAUUGAACUAUAUGGUUUUGUCAACUUUAGUUUAUACCCAUAUCCCAGUAAAUGUCACUCAUUCCCACUUUUCAUGGACACAUCUGUUUUCCUAACUCUUCCCAGCCCUAGUACAGAUCUAGUUUUGGAGGGACCACCCCUGUGAACCCUUUAUAUGCUUACGAAAUAGAUAAUCUAGAACCUGCAGAAACAAUAAGACCCAGCAAAGAACUACUGGGAGCCACAUUUUCUAGAGCUUGGAAAGAAGCCUGGAGACCACCAAGCUCAAUCUGCUUUUACAGAUGAGGACACUGAGGCCCGUAGAAGUGAGGCGACCUGUCCAUGCUGAGUUAGUGGCAGCGUAGAAACUUGAACCCAUGAGGUACAGUCCAAAUGUCUGUAUACUCCCCAAGUUCAUACGGUGAAAUCCUAAUGCCCAAGGUUAUGGUAUUAGGAGGUGGGGCCUUUGGGAAGUGGUUCUGUCAGGAGGGCUGAACCCUCAUGGAAUCGGGAUGCUUACAAAAGAGGCUACAUGAGCACAUGGCAAGAAGGUGCCAUCUCUGAGCCAGAAAGCCUGUCCUCACCAGACACCAAACCCAGUGGCACCAUGAUCUUGGACUUCCCAGGUGCCAGAACUGUAAGAAAUAAAUCUUUGUUGCUUAUGGGGGAAAAAAAAAAAAAGGAAUGCUUGAUUGAUUGAUUGAUUUUUAUUUACUUAUUUUUUUGCUUUUUAAGGCCGCAUUCACUGCAUAUGGAGGUUCCCAGACUAGGGGUUCAGUUGGAGGUAUAGGCUCUUGAAACAGACUUUUGAAGGUGCUCCCAGACUUUCAAUUCAAAUUUUCCAUGAUACAGCCAGAGACAAACUUUAUCCAUUAUGGGAAAUAACUUCUUACCGUUUACCUUCAGAACAAUGUUGUGAAAAAGGAAUUUUCAUCUAAAGUGCUCAGCUCAGCGCAGGGUCCACGUUAGAUGCUUGAUGAGUAUUUGUUGACUGAAGGACUCUGCCGCUGGUGGGACCAAAAUGUGAGACAUUAGCGCCAUCUGGUGGGCAUGUGCCGGUCCUGCACAGCCUAAAAAUCUCAGUUGUAAAUGUAUGUUCUUCAGGCCUUGGUUAAAUCUAAGGACACAAUGGGGCACUGUUGUGAGAGGCACUGCCUUGGCUCCUCGGCCUUUCUGGGCCACGUCCCAGUGGGUUCUUGUUUUCUGUUUUUACAAUACAAUGCAGAGUUGUGUUGGGGUUUGUUGUUGUUUUAAUACAGAAAUCAAAGGAAUGAGAAAGGAGUCGAACUGGAGAAUGUUGACAUUUGAAGGGGUCAGGCAGGUAAUGUCAUCUUCUGUCUCUUAAGGGGAUAAGGAGGGUGAGGGCCAGGACGGCGGGCCAGGAUGCGGGAUGGACCAGGCAGGUGCUCACUCCUACCUGCUCCUUGCCACUGACUCUCAAUAGAAGGUGAAAAGCCCCAAACAAGGCUUACAGGGCACCUCUGGAUCAGACCCCUUCUCCUGUUCCCAGCCUCUCCUCUGGGCACUGCUCCCCAUCUCCUUCCCACUUCCCAGGAAACACACUCCACUCCAGCCGAGCUCAACCUUUCAGGCCUCUCGGUUCCCUAGCCUGAAGACAAUUCAUUCCACAGCCGAGAACCGAGUGGGCUCUCCCAGCGCCAGGCGGCGCUGUGCUCCACGCGGGGCUGCAUCCCUGAACCAGACCCACGUUCUGCUUCCUACGCGUGCGUGGUUCCCUGAAUGAGGCCGCCCGCCUGCCGCUCCCCACUGCUCCUGGCUAAGCAACUCUCACACUCCAGCCUUAGCACCUGCAGGGAAGCUGCCCAGCCCCUCCCGCUGGCAUGGAUUGGCUUCUGCUGGGAGCCUCAGAUGCCCCAGGUUUACCCCCAGGUAACUCAGAGGCCCAGGUAAAGGACUUAAAUCAGGGUUCAGUGAUGCUGCAGGGGGAGAUGCUUUGGCUUCCUCAGAACCCCCCUAGCCCGCCCCCCACCCCACGAGCUCUGCCGGUUUCAGGUCCCCGUGAGGGUGAUGGGGACGGCUGAUGAUCUCCUGGAGCCGGGGUGGGGCCAGGGAGGUCGCCUGCAGUGAUUCCAGCACAUUCCUAACAGCUGUCGGAGGACUGCUAAGGUGAUCCAGGUCAGCCCACCUGAGGUCUGUGCCAGCAGCAACCAGUACAGGGGUCCCAGGACUGUUGUGGUCUCUGCACACAGGUGGAAAAAGAAUUUUCCGGAUUCAAAGACAGGUCUAGAAAGGACAAGUUUAUUGAGGCAAGAGACACUGUUAACACAGCUGGCCGAAUUCCUGAUAUUCAGGAAGAGCAUAUCCUGCGCACAUGGUCGUGUGUUUAUAUAGCCCAGAGACAAAGGAGUGCCAGGAGAGGUUUUGCCAUUCACCUGUUGACCUGCUGAUUGGUUGGGGAGGAAUGGGGUCUUCUGAUACAAUUGCUGCUUGGUUGGGGAAGGAUGGUGUCUUGGGAUAUACUUGCUGCUUGGUUGGGGGCGUAUAUUGCCCCAUAGGGGUGGGUAAGGAGGAAGCCACUUACCUUUCCUAGUAGGAGGCAGGAAGGAGUAGGCCAGGUUGCUGGGGUGAGGCGGUCCUUAUGAACAUUGAACAAUUACAGUGAGACAGAAUGAUAAGGGUCUGGUAAUUCUUAUCUCAGCCAGAGGGUUUUUGCGUUUUAUCUUUUUGGAGAGGCUUUAGGAACCACCACUGUGACAUUCUCCCUCGCAGCUCAGAACACCAUCCCCAAUUCAAGGGAGACCCUGAGAGGCGUUGGCUGAACCCCCACUCAAAAGGACACCCUCGUUGAUUGGGGGUGCUGAGAAUCUGUCCUCUGCUCCACCUCCAUUUCCCCCCCCCCACUACCACUGUCACCCCAACAGUCCCACCAGAGCUAAUUACUUAGGCCACAGAUCUCAGGAAGCUGACUCCAUGGCUAAGCAACCCUGCUUUCCCGGUCAUAUAAGCAUCUGGAACAUUCCCAGAUGUGGCCUCAGUAGGCAGCCUGCAGAUUGGGGCAGGGUGUGGGGGGGAGGUGGGGGUGGACAAGGACAAAAUGCAAAGACAAGGCUUCAUUUCCUUCUCUCCCUGCCUUCUCCUCUUUCCCACAAAGAGCCUUGAGGGCAGAUCCAGAAGGAAAAGAAGGGCAAGUUACUCCUUUGCCCCCGCCUCCGCUGGGCUCCUUUGUUCGUUCUCUGGCACAGGCAGUGUUGGGGCUGCAGCUCCUCUAGAAAGGCCAGAAUCACAAUGCCGGGAUCAGCCAACAGCCCUAGAGGAACCUGAGUUUUCCAUUGUGCAUUGAAAUUUCCAUUUGCCUGGGGCUGAGUUUCUCCAUAGACUCAAAGAGAUCAACAAAGGCAGGGGACAAAGCACAAACACGGCCUGGAAGCCAAAAGGCGCCCAUAAAGAUGGAAACAAAUGGGCAUUUCAGGGCACGCAGGCAGUGGCUGUGGGGCAGUGCCCCUUCUCUGACUGGCAGUGCCUGGCCACCGGGACUCCUAACAGUCUUGCUGUUUUGGUGAUGCCAGGUUGUUUCAGACCCACGGCUUGACUGUUUCGGGGUGGGAGUGGGGAGGAUUGUCAGAACAAAGGCUCCCUCAGGAUGACAAAUAUGGCACCUCCUGUAUUUCCUGCUCUGGUUCUUAGCCCACCUGAUGCGGAGGCUCUCUUUCUUAGUAGAGUUUUUUUUCCUUUUCUUUUCAGAGAAGUUCCCAAUCUUAGAUUUUCAUUGUCGUUGUUGUUUUAUGGUACAAAUCCCAGCAAUUCAGAGCUCCUUAGCAUCUUAAGUUAGAUGUUUAAAAACAGUCUAGCUUUGGAGUUCCCUGGCAGCCUAGUGGCUAAGGAUUCAGAGUUGUCGCUGCUGUGGCUCGGGUUCAAAAUCCCUGGCCCUAGAACUUUUGUACGCCAUGGGUGCAGCCCCCCAAUGCCCCCAAAAUAUCCAGUUUUCUCCCUUUAUUUUCUCUGCUAUUUGGUUUAUUUCACUCCGUGUUCCAGUAGAAAGAUAACCGGAGUGUAAAUCAGGAAGGAGGGACCAGGAGUUCUGGUCCCCGCCCCAUAUUCUUCCUGGAACUGUGACUUUGGGCAAGUCAUUUGCCCUCUCUGAACCCAGUUUGGUCACAUUCUGUAAUGGUGUAGAAUCCCUGGGAGGGAGGCAGCACGGCUUGUUUAGGUCACUGUGUCAUCCUGUCACCACUGUUCUGGUUCCCUGUUGGAGAGUUCAUUAUUUAUGCAUUCAUUCACUCAUUCAUCAAAUAUCUCAUUAUGCAGGAAUCCCAACAGGCAUGAAGGUGCAGAAAUGAACCAGACCUGGUCCCUGCCCAUGAACAGGUGUGGUGGAAAGAGCUCUGAGGGGCACAGCCAGGUGCCAGUGCUGCUUAGCUUUGCAAGCUUAGCUAAGUUGUGACAACUUCUCUGAGCCUUACUUUUCUCAUUUGUGUGGGGGGUUAUUGGACAGGGUGACCAGCCAUCCCAGUUUGCCUGAGGCUGGGGAGUUUUCCUGGGACACAGGACUUUCAGAGCUAAAAUCUAGAAAGUUCCGGGCAACCUGGGGUGAGUAGGUCACCUCAAGGAGAGAUGAAUUGAAAUGACACAUAGGUAGGGCCUCGCUGAGUGCCCGGCAUCUAGUGGCUGCUGUAUCGAUGCAACCCUUCUGGGGUCCAUGCGUGCAGAUCAGACACACAGCCACCCCAUCACGUGAUAAAGGGAAAAGAAAAGAUGCAAAUGAAGAAGUACAUUAGAGCUAAGGCAGCACGUGGGAGAGCAGGACUGCUGAGAGGAGCCAGGGGAGGUGGCAGAGGGCAGGAGCUCGAGGCAGGGUGUUGCAGGGUUGGUAGAUCUGAUAGGUGAGGGUGAGGACUGGGCAGGUGCAGCCUAUGCUUGAAAUGUCUGUAAAUUCACACAAGCCGAACAGCCUAGAGCUCUUAAAGGGUGUUCUGUGUGGCUAGAACCAAACAGAGGAGAUGCUAAAGGUAAGUUUGAUUCCUAUCCAAAGGCCCCCUGUGCGAUUCCGAAAAUCUUCAGCAUCAUUUCGAAAGUUUCCAAUCACUUUUGCUGGGGCAUCCUUCUCUGAAAAAAAGGUUGAGGAGUUCCCAUCAUGGCUCAGUGGUUAACAAACCCGACUAGCAUCCAUGAGGACGUGGGUUCGAUCCAUGGCCUCGC
Molecule: messenger RNA, 6869 nt
Organism: Sus scrofa (pig)
Lineage: Eukaryota; Metazoa; Chordata; Mammalia; Artiodactyla; Suidae
Source: RefSeq, a predicted model, not a curated record